Molecule: messenger RNA, 2814 nt
Organism: Haemonchus placei
Lineage: Eukaryota; Metazoa; Nematoda; Chromadorea; Rhabditida; Trichostrongylidae
Source: the annotation of a GenBank genome assembly
UUUUGUACUGCUUGCAGAGCCUUGAACAUUCCGGAAGAACUCGGCCAAGUCCAAUAUGUCAUGUCCGACAAAACCGGAACGCUCACAGAGAAUCAGAUGGUGUUUCGCCGUUGCUCACUGAGAGGACGAGAUUUCGGUGGGCAUUCCGUAGCUGCAGCUAUAGACCAACCAGAUGAUCGGCUUGGGCGGCCGCGUCCUUCGAAGGACCGUGGCCUUGAGGCUCUUCUGAGUCGAGCUGUUCGGGAAGCUGAUGUGGACAAUCAGAUAUAUCUGUUUUUUCUCACAAUGGCCAUCUGUAAUACCGUUGUGGUAAACGCAAAACCUCAUGAGGAUCUCAUGGAUCCUGAUGGUGAUAUGAUUGACAUCAGCUGUGAAGAAUCAGAUACUACCACUGAAAGGCUCACGAUUUCACCGCUGAGCGUCAAGUUCCUUGAAGAAGUGGAGGAAGAAGUUCCUUCCGGUCAAAGAUUGAAGAGCCCUCGGGAAAGUAUUGAGCUCAUAGAUCUCCACGACGACAAGGAUGACUCUCCACCAGUGCCAAGUGUUACGGAAAUCGUCUCCAAUGAAAUCAAGGAGAAGAGCUCACAGAAUUCGCUGAAGAGCAUGGCCAGUAUACCGGGUAUCCUGCAUCGACCAUCUCUACUUAGUCUAGCACGUCUCAAAGGAAUCAAAGAGCUUAGCCCGUUCCGAAGGAGGAGUGUAGCAGCGUACAAAGAAAGGAAGAAAGCAAAAGGGAUGUGCAGCGCUGCGAAGCGGAGGUUGCCUGGCUUCAGCAGAUCUGUGGACAAGCGUCAAUCACAGUCUUCAUCUGACACCACUGCUCCACUCCAUUCCUAUUAUGACUCGGAAUCUCCUGAUGAGCUCGCUCUUGUUGAAGCUGCAAGGGAAUAUGGUGUGCGACUGUUGAGGCGAAGAUUCGAUGAAGUGAACAUUCAUAUAAGGGCCAGUGGACAGAUAGUGAAAUACAAGGUUGGAAGUUAUUACUGUGUGAUUCUGCUGAACAAUCUUCAAGGUACCUUCGUUCAGCUACUUCAUACCCUGCCAUUUGACUCGGAUCGCAAGCGAAUGUCCGUGAUUGUACAGGAGUGCACGGGGAAGAAGAGGAUUAUAUUGUUGACGAAAGGUGCUGACGCCAGUGUCCUUCCAAUUCUGGCCAAUGAGUAUAUCACAUCUGAAGUUGGAGAGGAGGAAGUGUUUAAGGCUCAAGAACAUCUCUCCGACUAUGCGAAGGAAGGUCUACGAACUCUGUGCCUGGCAAAGAAGUAUUUGAGUGAAGAAGAAUACCAUGCAUGGCGCGCUCUGCAUGAAGAAGCCGAACUUGAUCCUCAUCAUCGUGAAAAUCUGAUCCGGGAUAGCAUACUGAAAGCAGAGCAAAAUGUCGAAUUGCUAGGUGUGACUGCUAUAGAAGAUCGACUUCAGGAAGGAGUACCUGAAUGCAUCCAUCUUCUACGUGAGGCCGGCAUUUGUGUAUGGCUUUUGACUGGUGACAAAGUUGAAACGGCUGUGAACAUAGCAUUUUCUUCUCGGUUGUUCUCGAGUGCAAUGGACAUUCUAAACGUUGGUGCCAAUGGAGUCCGAUCAGUUUCUGAUUUAUUGGAUGAGCACCUGGAAAGAGUCAACCGAGCAGGUCAGAUCACAGAAGAAGCUGCAUUCGGUCUGGUACUGAACGCUUCAUGCUUGGAUUACUGUUUCGAUCCUCAUAACGAGCAACGCUUCGUACAACUACUCAGAAGUUGUCGCAGUGUACUGUGCUGUCGGGCGACCCCAAUACAGAAGGCUUCGCUGGUAAAAAUGGCGAAAACUCGUCUCGGAGGAAAAGUUCUGGCUAUCGGAGACGGGGCUAACGACGUUUCAAUGAUCCAGUGUGCUGACGUUGGUGUUGGGUUGUCUGGUCAAGAAGGUAUGCAAGCGGUAAUGGCUAGCGAUUUCGCUAUGGCGAGGUUCCGAUUUCUCGCUAACCUUUUACUCGUCCACGGUCACUGGUGUUAUCAACGACUUGCCCAGACAAUUCUUUAUUUUUUCUACAAAAAUGCUAUGUUCGUGUUCACAAUCUUCUGGUAUCAAAUUUUUAACGGCUUUAGUUCACAAGUACCUAUUGACCCUAUUUAUCUUAUGGUAUACAACUUGAUAUUUACGUCAGUUCCUGCUCUUCUUUAUGGCUGCCUGGAGCAGGAUGCUCCAGCGGACAUACUUCUGGAUGUUCCGAAGUUCUACGACCAGGGUCGGCUGGGAAAGAAGUAUCGCUGGUACUCCUUCUGGUUGAAUAUGUUGGACGCCCUUUGGCAGAGCGCUGUCGUUUACUUUCUAUGCCAUUUUACCUACAUCGAUACGGAUUGCGAUAUGUGGACAUUCGGUGUGGUGAUGUGUGCACAGCUUCUUUUUGUGAACACCCUUCAUCUUUGUCUUCUUCUUCAGUACUGGACAUGGCCGAUGUUAUUUUCAAUGAUUUUGUCGGUGCUAUCAUUUUUCGUCUGUGCCUUGCUCUAUAACGGUUUUGUCACACCCGAUUGGACAUGGACAAGUGUGAAGGACACUCCGGUAUAUAUUGCUCAGCAUGCAAUGAUUGAUCCGCUAUUUUGGCUGGUAGUUCUACUGUCUAUUGUAUUAUGCCUGGUACCACGCUUUACUUUGAUUGCCAUCGUGAAUACGAUACGUCCAUCUCGUGUAUUACAACGACGACAACUAUCAAAUGCCGUUGAAAACAAACCACGCCCAUUCUCUGCUCUUUCCUGCUGCUUACGGGUACUAUGUAACGAUGAGAUACGUGUAAAUAAAUCUGAUGAAAUCACCGGUUCACGACAUUUGCCUGAAUAA